AUGGCGCCGAUAAGCGAGGCACUGGGGCAACGCCGCGUACCAGUACAAUCAGAUGUUCACUCUCUCGCGGCAGCCAUCAAGUCAUAUGGAAAGACGAAGCAGUGGGCUGCGGCUCUGGAGCUGUUGCGGGAUACGUCGAGGAUGCGCAUGCAAACCAGCGUCGUCCUGCACAAUGCUCUUAUCACUGCGUGCGGAAAAGGCAGCCAGUGGCAAACGGCAUUGUCUUUGCUUGCCGCACUGCGGCACGAGAAGCUGGAGCCAAGUGUCAUCUACACCGACAUCUACAGCGCCGGAAUCAGCGCGUGCGAGAAGGGCGUGCAGUGGCAGCGGGCUUUGGCGCUGCUCAGCGAGAUGCGGGAGGUGGAGCUGGAGCCCGACGUAUUCAGCUUCAGCGCUGGGAUCAGCGCGUGCGAGAAAGGCGAGCAGCUGCGGCGGGCACUGCGGCUGCUCAGCGAGAUGCGGGAGGCGAAGCUGAAGCCCGACCUCACCUCUACUUCAGCUACAACGCUGGGAUCAGCGCUUGCGAUAAAUGCGACCAAUGGCAACAGGCCUUGUCACUGUUCGGCGCUAUGCGGGAGCAAAGCGUGGAGCCCGACACCAUCAGCUACAGCGCUGGGAUCAGUGCAUGUGGGAAUGGCGAGCAGUGGCAGCGGGCGCUGUCGCUGGCCAGCGAGAUGCGGGGGCAGAGGCUGGAGCUCGGCUGGCGCCAGAAUCGGGCACUCGGCCUUGGGGCACAGAGUCGGUUGA
Molecule: messenger RNA, 747 nt
Organism: Prorocentrum cordatum
Lineage: Eukaryota; Dinophyceae; Prorocentrales; Prorocentraceae
Source: the annotation of a GenBank genome assembly